Molecule: messenger RNA, 1164 nt
Organism: Notolabrus celidotus (New Zealand spotty)
Lineage: Eukaryota; Metazoa; Chordata; Actinopteri; Labriformes; Labridae
Gene: tmem242
Product: transmembrane protein 242
Exons: 4
Coding region: 203-628 (141 amino acids)
Source: RefSeq, a predicted model, not a curated record
GGAAUAACCCGUGACUCCUUAUCGUGAUUUAGAAUGAAGAAUUAAUCUCCCUCUUUAAUCUGGAGUCACCGUGAAGUCAUUUUUUAAACGCCAUAUAUAUUUUUUUGUAGUUUAAUUUUUGACUACAAAAAGCGCGGCGUUCAAACGUUCCUAGCUAGCUUUGUUUCUGUCCGGUGACUUUAGUGUGACGGACUGAAGCAACAUGACAGCCGCUGGUGAGAACAGUGGUGUGAGAGAAGCAGCAGAAAUGGAUGAAGAGGCCAAACUGCAGAUUUUAAAAGGCGCAGCGUUCCUGACCACGGUGGCGUCUGCGGGGAUGAUCGGGGGAUUCGGCUCCACGUUGGCGCUGGCUAAGAAGAAAAGUCCGGGCUGGUUUAAUAAGGGCGUGACGGUGACGGCGGCCGCCCCAGAGAGUGGGGCCUCUCUGGCCCUCAGAGCGCUCGGUUGGGGGUCCCUGUACGCGUUCUGUGGAGUCGGUCUGCUCAGCUUCACCGUGUGGAAGGCUCUGGAUGUUCACAGCUUCUCAGAGUUCAGACGGAAGAUGCAGUCCUUCUUCCCGUCCAUCCCGAAGACCCCCGAGUCCACACCCAGACCUGAACCUGUGGACUGGGACUCGCUCUUCAAGUAAAAGUGACCUGAUGCUGCUCCUGGACGACCAAUCACACGGGUCGACACAGGAACUGAAAUAAAUGAAAGACUCUGCUGACGUCUGCUGCGUCUGGAGGAACAUGUGGACUGGUUCAUCCCCUGAUCCUGGUCUGGAUCCCUGCAGCCCUCCUGGGUGUUUAUUUUUAUAAGGACUAAAGGAAGUCGUGUUUCUUUGAGGAAGAACUUUUGGAAACAUUUUCCACCCAGGUUUUUUUUUUCUCUUGUAAUGAACAUUUCAGCCACCAGGGGGCUCCACUGUGCCUGAACCUGCCCAGACUUUAAUCAUCUAAGGGAAAAACUAAAUGUUAUUUAUUGAACUAUGAUCACAGGAACAUUAAUCUGUUAUUAAACUGUUACCAUGUUACAGUUUCUGUUCAUUUUUCUGUAAACAUCAGAUUUAUUCAGCUCUGACUGAAAAAGUACGAUGAAUGAAACACGAGUUUUGUUUUCUGAGGUUCUGUUUGAAGCUGUUUGUGUUAAAUACUGAUUUAAAUAAAGCUUUGUGAACAGUUUGGA